This is a messenger RNA of Vicia faba (fava bean), 1578 nucleotides long. Lineage: Eukaryota; Viridiplantae; Streptophyta; Magnoliopsida; Fabales; Fabaceae. The record is from the annotation of a GenBank genome assembly.
AUGGAAAUGGAUUCCACUCCCUCGAACGGAAACAACACUGCCACCGGAACUCAAAUCGAAGCCACCGCCGCCGUCAACCCUACGCCUGCUCCCUCCUCCAACCUCCCCCGACUCACGGAGUCUCUCAAGCUCGAGCAUCAGUUCCUCAGAGUCCCUUUCGAGCACUUCAAGAAAACCCUCCGAACCAACAACCGCGUCGUCGAGAAGGAGAUGUCCGCCGUUAUCUCCAGCGUCAACGAUGCCGCCUCUAACGACCUGUCCUCCGCCGACGCCGUCAAUCACCUUAGCUCUCUCGUCUCCCGCCUCCAAGGACUCAAACGAAAAUUGGAAGAAGGAAAUCGAGCUGAGCAUUUGCAAGCGCAGAAGUGUCGUGCACGUCUCGAACAUUUGGAAUCUGCAGAUGCAGAAAAAAUGUCAGAAUGGAAUAACACUCGCUUGAAGCGGAUUCUUGUUGAUUACAUGUUGAGAAUGUCAUAUUACGAUACUGCAGAGAGACUGGCUGAAUGCAGCAACUUGCAGGAGCUAGUUGAUAUUGAUGUGUUCCAAGAAGCAAAAAAGGUUAUUGAUGCUUUGCAAAGUAAGGAUGCUGCACCUGCCCUAGCAUGGUGUGCUGAAAACAAAUCAAGACUGAAGAAAUCUAAGAGCAAAUUGGAGUUCCAGUUGAGACUUCAAGAGUUCAUAGAAAUGGUAAGAGCUGAAAACAAUUUAAGAGCCAUCGCAUAUGCUAAGAAGUAUCUUGCACCAUGGGGAGCCACCCACAUGAAAGAACUGCAGCGGGUCCUUGCAACACUAGCUUUUAAAAGAGAUACCGGAUGUGCCACAUAUAAGGUCUUGUUUGAAGCUAAGCAAUGGGAUUAUCUAGUAGACCAAUUCAAACAGGAGUUCUGCAAGUUAUAUGGCAUGACUUUAGAGCCGUUGCUCAAUAUCUACCUGCAAGCUGGCCUUUCGGCUCUCAAAACUCCAUAUUGUUACGAGGAUGAUUGCACAAAAGAAGACCCUCUAUCACAGGAAGCUUUUCGCAAACUAGCCUUGCCAUUACCAUUUUCUAAGCAGCAUCACUCAAAACUUGUUUGCUACAUAACAAAGGAGCUAAUGGACACGGAGAACCCACCACAAGUCCUGCCCAAUGGAUAUGUUUAUAACACCAAGGCUCUUGAAGAGAUGGCUAAGAAGAAUAACGAUACUAUCAUCUGCCCAAGGUCAGUGGUUUUACUUUUGGGAUCGGUUUCUGGGUAUGAAUUUUUCACGUUGGCAAUGGUCUGGUCACCAACCUUCUGCUACCACCGAAGGUAUGGCUGCAGAAUCCCUCCCAUUGAGGAUGAUUUCAACCUACACGAAUUUUGGCCUUCCACAGUUCUUAAUCCUCAGCCAGAAUUUUGCCGAAUCUCAGAUUCUUAUGGGUUCUAUUUGGAGUCUGGUCGGGUUAAGGCCUUUAUUGAUACUCCCAAAAAACUUUAUUUUCCAUCGUAUAAGAUGGCCACAAAAUCUUCAGUUGUUUCCAGACAUCCGGGUGAAUCUAAUAAAAGAAUAAUCAGAUACUUAAUAAAAGAAAACAAAUUAGGUUUAUACAUUACUUAA